AAUUAUAGUCAAAAAUUUUGCGCAUGGUCCCCGCAUGGAAUCGGGCAGCCCCAUUCAGACUGGAUUGGGGACGAGCGCAAGUCGUUUUGCGCGGACGAUUUUGUGGAGACCAUGUAUCGCUUGAGCCAGAGAAAGCCACUACAGACGUACUGCAGGUGGGCACUAAUUAGAAGUUACAGCCACGUGGCUGCCGAAGCAGAAGCAUCGUCUAGUGCAGAAGCUACUCCAGACUUCAAACAGACUCCCAGUGGAUGGGUACCUCCUUUGGGAAAACCGGCUCCGCCAGGUGUCCAGCCCGAUAUCCCAUUCCGAGUCGUCCGCAGUAGGUAUGGGAACCUGCCUGUGUACCUGGACUACAAGAGCGGAGGUAGUCGAGUCCUCACAAUCGUCCGCAAGGUUGAGGGAGACGCAGAGGCGCUAGAGAAGAUGCUGAGGGCCCACCUGGGAGUAAAGGGACUGCUGAGCAGGGCCGACAGUCUGAUUGGAGCUGUCACCGUCAAUGGAGACUACAAGACCAGAACUGUGGCUUGGCUCAGAACAGUGGGCUUCUAGCAGCACACCUUCACUAUCAUACUAUCACAUAAUACUGCAGUCUUCACUAUCAUACUAUCACAUAAUACUGCAGUCUUCCAAGCUAUUCAAGUGCGUCAAAUUCUUUUUACUACCACGCUGAUGCCUACAUUGACACAGUCACUAUAUUAUAGAACAACUC
Molecule: messenger RNA, 712 nt
Organism: Geodia barretti
Lineage: Eukaryota; Metazoa; Porifera; Demospongiae; Tetractinellida; Geodiidae
Source: the annotation of a GenBank genome assembly